This is a messenger RNA of Prorocentrum cordatum, 1725 nucleotides long. The record is from the annotation of a GenBank genome assembly. Lineage: Eukaryota; Dinophyceae; Prorocentrales; Prorocentraceae.
AUGCAGAAGCCGAGGACGAGAAAGGCACGUGCUCUCAGAAUGGGGCGUCGUGCGCACUUUCCCAGUGCUGCUCGGAACCAGGCUCGACGUUGCUACAAGAAGAACGACUAUUGGAGCUCGUGCAACCAAACUUGCAACCCCAACUACAUGUGGAUGGAGGACGGCUGGGUCGAGACGAAUGAGACAGUUUGGGAUUGCGAGGACCUCACCGUGAACCCUGUCGAAUCAGCGGAUCCCGUCGCUGAUGCAGAAGCCGAGGACGAGAAAGGCACGUGCUCUCAGAAUGGGGCGUCGUGCGCACUUUCCCAGUGCUGCUCGGAGCCAGGCUCGACGUGCUACAAGAAGAACGACUAUUGGAGCUCGUGCAACCAAACUUGCAACCCAAACAGUCUGUGGACGGUGGACGGAUGGGUCACGACGAACGAGACAGUCUGGGACUGCACGGAGAUUCGGCCGCCGUGCUCGCAACCCGGGGCGUCUUGCGCACUUUCCCAGUGUUGUUCUGAGCCAGGCGCGAGUUGCUACAAGAAGAAUGACUAUUGGUUCGCGUGCAACCUAACUUGCGACCCCAAUUCCAUGUGGAUGGAGGACCGCUGGGUCAAGACGAACGAGACAGUUUGGGAUUGCGAAGUCAUCAGCAUAGACAGCACCGCUAAUUCCACUGAUGCCGCUGACAUUGAUGCUUCGUCAGACUCCACGAGUAGCUCCGAUGCUGCGACAGCCUCCGCAUGCUCGCAGAACGGGGAGUCUUGCGCACUUACCAUGUGCUGCUCUGAGCCUGGCGCGAAGUGUUACAAGAAGAAUGACCAUUGGAGCUCGUGCAACCAAACUUGCAACCCAUACAGUCUUUGGACGGUGGACGGAUGGGUCACGACGAAUGAGACAUGCUACAAGAAGAACGACCAUUGGAGCUCGUGCAACCAAACUUGCAACCCAUACAGUCUGUGGAUGGAGGACGGAUGGGUCACGACGAACGAGACAGUCUGGGACUGCACGGAGAUUCGGCCGCCGUGCUCGCAGCCCGGGGAGUCUUGCGCAGUUACUCAGUGCUGCUCUGAUCCCGGCUCGAAGUGCUACAAGAAGAAUGACUACUGGUUCGCGUGCAACCAAACUUGCAAUCCAAACUACAUGUGGAUGGAGAACGGCUGGGUCAAGACGAACGAAACAGUUUGGGAUUGCGAAGUCAUCAGCAUCGACAGUACCGACGUUUCGUCUGACUCCGGUGCCGGGAAUGCCGCUGACACUGGUGCUUCGUCAGACUCCGCGAGUAGCUCCGAUGUUGCGACAGCCUCCGUUUGCUCGCCGAACGGUGAGUCUUGCGCACUUACCAUGUGUUGCGCUGAGGUUGGGUCGAAGUGCUACAAGAAGAAUGAUCACUGGAGCUCGUGCAACCAAACUUGCGACCCGAACAGUAUGUGGACGGCGGACGGAUGGGUCACGACGAACGAGACAGUUUGGGAUUGUGAGGAGAUUCGGCUCCCAUGCUCUCCAAACGGAGCGUCUUGCGCACUGUCCCAGUGCUGCGCUGAUCCUGACGCGAAGUGCUACAAGAAGAAUGACUACUGGUUCGCGUGCAACCAAACUUGCGACCCAAACUCCAUGUGGACGGAGGACGGGUGGGUCAAGACGGACGAGGCUGUUUGGGAUUGUGGUGAACAUAUUAUCGAUGAAUCAGAGGACUCGCAGAAUGUCUGGGACUGGUUGCUUCACCUGCUCAGUAGGUAG